AUGCUUACUGUAAUCAAGUACACAAGUCUACUUCAAAAGGGUCCUUCUUUGGGAACUUUGACCCCUGUAAGAAGAGGAGAGCCUGGCUCAGUGGAGGAUGAAGCAAGGGACAACAUCACCAUCUUUACCAGAAUUCUUGACCGACUCCUGGAUGGCUACGACAAUCGCCUGAGACCAGGAUUAGGAGAAAGAAUAACAGAAGUCAAGACAGACAUCUAUGUGACAAGCUUUGGACCUGUUUCAGACACUGACAUGGAAUACACAAUUGAUGUGUUCUUUCGGCAAAGUUGGAAUGAUGAAAGGCUUAAGUUUAAGGGUCCAAUGAACAUUCUUCGAUUGAACAACCUGAUGGCCAGUAAGAUAUGGACACCAGACACAUUCUUUUAUAAUGGCAAGAAGUCAGUGGCACAUAACAUGACCAUGCCUAACAAGCUGCUACGAAUCCAAGAUGAUGGGAAGCUUCUUUAUACAAUGAGGCUUACUGUCCAGGCAGAGUGCCCAAUGCACUUGGAGGAUUUUCCAAUGGAUGCACAUGCUUGCCCUUUGAAAUUUGGAAGCUAUGCAUAUACAAGCACAGAGGUGAAUUACAAUUGGACCAAUGGACCAGAAAACUCUGUGGAAGUCGCAGAAGAUGGCUCUCGCCUGAAUCAGUAUGAUUUACUAGGACAAACUGUCGGGGAAGAGCUUGUCCAGUCCAGCACAGGUGAAUACAAAGUUAUGACGACAUACUUCCACCUGAAGAGAAAAAUUGGGUAUUUUGUGAUCCAGACCUAUCUGCCGUGUAUCAUGACUGUCAUUCUUUCUCAAGUGUCAUUUUGGUUGAAUAGAGAAUCAGUCCCUGCAAGGACUGUCUUUGGAGUUACAACAGUGCUUACAAUGACGACUCUGAGUAUCAGUGCUCGAAACUCUCUUCCUAAAGUUGCGUAUGCAACUGCCAUGGAUUGGUUUAUUGCUGUCUGCUAUGCCUUUGUGUUCUCUGCACUAAUAGAAUUUGCCACAGUAAAUUAUUUUACGAAAAGAGGCUGGGCUUGGGAUGGCAAAAGUGUUGUGAAUGAUAAGGACUACAAGAAGAAAGACAAGGCUUCUAUCAUGAAGAAAAAUAAUGCUUAUGCUGUCGCAGUUGCCAAUUAUGCACCUAAUAUCACCAAGGACUCAGCACUACCAACGAUUGCAAAGAGUGCAACUGCAGAACCAAAAGAGGCCAAACCAGAGACCAAGCCACAGGAGGCCAAGAAAACAUUUAACAGCGUAAGCAAAAUCGACAGAAUGUCCAGGAUAAUGUUCCCUGUUUUAUUUGGAACUUUCAAUUUAGUGUACUGGGCUACAUAUUUAAACAGAGAACUUGUUGUUAAAGGGAUGAGCAAUGAUGCUGCAAAAUAAUCAUUGAUGCAUUUUAAGGCAUGUGGAAUUUCUAAAGGGUGAUGAUGCCAAAUACAACCUGUAAUUGCUAAUCUAUGUACUUUGGUAUGUUUAUAGAAAUAAGCCUUUAUUUUGUCAUGAUUCACGCACAGAAGAAUUGCAAAAUCCACACGAUUCAC
Molecule: messenger RNA, 1538 nt
Organism: Carcharodon carcharias (great white shark)
Lineage: Eukaryota; Metazoa; Chordata; Chondrichthyes; Lamniformes; Lamnidae
Gene: gabra2a
Product: gamma-aminobutyric acid type A receptor subunit alpha2a
Exons: 11
Coding region: 1-1380 (459 amino acids)
Biological process (GO): nervous system process; chloride transport; monoatomic ion transmembrane transport
Cellular component (GO): neuron projection; dendrite membrane; synapse
Molecular function (GO): inhibitory extracellular ligand-gated monoatomic ion channel activity; GABA-A receptor activity; GABA-gated chloride ion channel activity
Source: RefSeq, a predicted model, not a curated record